AUGUCUGUCAUCGACGGCGCUGUGUCCAUCUUCGAGAAGGCCGCGGCUCCCUUGGAGCAGCCCCUUGCAUGGCUCCGCUGGUCCGCACCGAUGCCCGGAGGCGGCGGCAUAUCCCUGCCGGAGGGCGUCACCCCUGUGGAGGCAGGGCUCGUGGCGGUGCUGGUGAUCGUCUUCAUCUCGGUGGCUUCCCUGCUGUUUGGAGCCUUCAUGUCGCGCCGGAACACCCCAUCCGGCAAGAUCUUGAAGCUUGCUGCUAGUGAAGCGCGCAUCCUUGUGCCGGCAACAUUUUGCCUCUACCUGAAUAGUGCUUUGAUGAUGCUGCUGCCGUUCUAUGGUGGGCAGUUUGUACAAAUGAUUGGUGGUGGCCACGAUGUCAACACGGAUAAGCUGAACCAGGUCACGGUGGAGAUCUUGGUGGUGGCUGUGUUGUCCGCCUUGACUUCCAUGGUUCGAGGCAUGCUGUUCGUGCUGGCCGGUGAGCGGAUCGUGCGGGAGCUCCGGAAGCAGGUCUUCCAAGCCUUGCUCCGCCAAGAAGUGGGCUUCUUCGAUGUGCAGACCACCGGAGCCUUGGUCUCCCGGCUGACCAACGACACCGGCACUCUGCAGAACGCCGCCAGCUCCAACAUCUCCAUUUUCCUCCGCUGCAGCGCGAGCCUCCUGCUGUCGUUGAUCGUUAUGCUGGUGACCUCCUGGAAGCUCACCUUGGCCAUGCUGCUCACCGUGCCGGUGGUCAGCAUUCUGGCUGCGGUCAUGGGCCACUUUUCCAGGAAGGUGAGCAAGAGUUAUCAGGAUGAGACUGCGGAGUGUGGGAACAUCGCCUCGGAGACCUUCGGAAACCUGCGGACUGUGCGAGCGUUCAGCUCCGGUGAAAAGCUCAUGAACAAGAAGUACUGUACCGCAAGCGACAAAGUCUACAAAUAUGGUCGGCAGCGGUCCAUGAUCUAUGGGGCCUGGUCAGGAGUUGUCGGUUUGCUCUUCUUUGUCGCCUUCACCAUUGUGCUGCGUUACGGCGCCGGCCUGGUGGAGGCAGGGGAGAUGAGCUCCGGAGCUUUGAUCUCCUUCGUGCUCUACACGGUCAGCUUGUCCGGCUCGGUGGCAAUGCUUGGCAGCAUCAUGCCGAGCUUCGCCUCGGCCAUCGGCGCUACAGUGAAGAUCUUCCAGAUCAUCGACCGCGAGCCUGUCCAGGUAGAAGGAACACUGGAGCCUGCGGAAUGCAAGGGCAAGCUGGAGUUUGACAAUGUUUGCUUCAACUAUGUCACUCGCCCAGAGACCCAAGUGCUCAAGAAUGUGAGCUUCAAGGCUGAGCCCAACCAGGUCGUCGCUUUGGUGGGCCAGUCGGGCAGCGGAAAGAGCUCCUGCGUGGCGUUGCUGCAGCGGCUCUACGACUGCCAGGCUGGUGCAGUGAAAAUCGACAACAUUGAUGUGAAGCAGCUGAAGUAUUCCUACCUCCGGCGACACAUGGCCGUGGUCUCCCAGGAAAGCGGUUCAUAG
Messenger RNA from Effrenium voratum, 1491 nucleotides. The record is from the annotation of a GenBank genome assembly. Lineage: Eukaryota; Dinophyceae; Suessiales; Symbiodiniaceae.